Plasmodium malariae is the source of this 1575-nucleotide messenger RNA. RefSeq names its product PIR protein. The transcript has 3 exons. The record is from RefSeq and is a predicted model, not a curated record. Bases 1 to 1575 code for a protein of 524 amino acids. NCBI's taxonomy places the organism in Eukaryota, Apicomplexa, Aconoidasida, Haemosporida, Plasmodiidae.
AUGGAAGAUAUAGAUUAUGAUGCAGUUUUAAAAGAGUCAUAUCCAUAUAAGAUAUAUGAAGAAUUGAAUAAACAGGUAAAAAAUGUAGAAAAUGAAGAAAAAUGUAAUGCAUUUAAUGAUAUAGCAUCCCCUCACAAGGAUACAUAUGUUACACUUUGUAAUAAGGUAUCAAAACUUUUAGAUUUUGUAUUUAAAAAGGAUACAUCAGAAAAUUUUAAAGAAUAUUGUUCGCAUUAUAGAAACUGGGUAUAUCAAGAAAUAUGGAAUUUGUUUAAAGAAGGUACGUCAAAUGAUGAUAUCGAAGGUGUUAUUAAUAAAUUUAAUAAAUUACAGAUUGAUCUUUUCACUAAGCACAGGAAACGUAAUUGUUCUUUUGGAUUUGAUAUUAAGAAUUUACAGGGAUUGAAAUAUAAUAUCGAAGAGAAGUAUUUGUAUGAUUAUUUUAAAAACUAUAACACUAUAAAAAGUAGUGAAACUUGCAAUAAAUGUAACAACGGUAAAUAUAGAGAAUACCUUAAAUCUAUUAGUGAUAUAUAUAACAAUGUGAAGGAAUAUUGUUGUUCGUAUGGGACAUCUGUAUGUGAUAAUUAUUUUUUGACGUGUAAAAAUGAGUUUGAUCCGAGUGAACUCUUAUCUGCAUUGCUAUCUAAAGGUAGUGAUAGUUGUAAUGGACUAAAUAGAAUUACAGCAAAUUUUGAUGAGGAAACAUUAAAUUCUAAGGUAUCAGAACCAGAAAUUUUGAGCUCAAUUACUUAUGGUACAUGCUUUAAUCUAAAAAAUGGAAGACUUACAUCAGAUAUAAAGAUACAUCCACAUUGUAGUUUAUUCGCAACAUCUGUGACGUUAACUAGAAGUGUUCCUACAGCUGAAUAUGGUGGAACAAUAGUGACUGAUAGUGGAUCCCAUCCAGGUAGUACGAAUUUAGAGUCUAGGUCAAAUCAAGCAGAAGUAGAUGCAUCACGAAGAGGUCAACCUGAUGCAAAAGGAAAAAAAGGGGAUUUUGGUGAGAGCGCCGUAAAAAUAGAAGCUGUACCUCCUGCGAAAAACGCAGCUGGUCCUAUUAGAUGGAAAUUUGACGAGAGAGGAACACUGCAGUGUCCAUCUAAAAGUAGAAAUAAAUAUGAAGAACUACUUUGCGAGUAUAUGGAUGUAUUAGUUGAAGGAAAUUUUGCUACAAAAAUAGAUAGAACUGGGAAGUACAAAGUUCAUAUUGGAAGAUCAUGGAAUGAAUCCGAUUUAAAACAAUAUCGCGUAGCAGUAAGGAAAAGGAGAUCAGCUAAUGAAUCAAAUAUAUUAAACAACAUUUUUGUUCGUAUUUCUACUGGAGUUACUUUAGUAAUGGGAAUUAUUUUUAUGUUUUACCUUUUUUUUAAAUUUACUCCCUUCGGAUCACGUUUACGUAGACAUAGAAAAAGGAAACAAAGAUAUAGGUUUGAUUUUACUGAUUUAUAUACACGAAAACGACCAAGGCGCUUCUUAAAACGUACUUAUAGACAUUCUGACAGGAGGAGAUUUAAUGUAGUAAAUAUAGAAGAUGAGCUUCAUUCAUCAAAUGAUUUACGGAAUAUCAACUGA